AAACUGUUUAUGUAAUUGACAUUACAAAAUGGUGGCUCUUAGUGUACUGGUGGUCUCCGCUAUAAUCGCUGCUGUGUCAGCGAUCCCAGCGGCAGUGGACCCGGUGAUCACGAAGCUGAACCCUGAAGGUCUUCGCUAUGGUUACAUCAGGGACGAUGAAGGAAAUCCUCACCUGGUCGACUCCUGGAUCAAAGCCAGCGACCUCAGGGACAUGGCUAGAUACAACCCUGAUGUAGACAACGAGUAUCAUCUGUACACCAGGUCCAACCCACUGGUGAGCCAGCCUAUCGUCCAAGGUAACAACGCCCUCCUCGCCGCCAGCCACUUCAACCCCAACAAGAGAACUAUCAUCCUGAUCCACGGGUUCCUCGGAAACAUCCUCAGUGGAUUCAACACAGUACUCGUUCCCGCUUUCAUUUUGGCUGGUGAUGUCAACGUCAUUGUGGUCGACUGGGGCAAGGGUGCUCACUUAGGAUUCAACGGAAUCAGCUCAGGUCGCAGUGUGGGUCGUUUCAUCGACUGGUUGAACCAGGCGUCUGGCGCCAAUGUGGAGAACUACCACAUCUUGGGAUACAGUGUCGGUGCUCACCAGGCCGGUAUCGUCGGAAGGAGUCUGCUCGGCCGUCCCAGCUAUCUUACUGCCAUGGACCCAGCAGACCGUUGGCUCUCCAGCCAGGCCGUCCGCGCUGAUGAUGCAGUCUACACCGAAGUAAUCCAUACCAAUAUCGGUAACAUUGGUCAGGAGGAACCCGCUGGGGAUGUGGACUUCUAUCCUAAUGGAGGAAUUGACAUGCCUGGAUGUGCUACAGCUGUUUGUGAUCAUUACAGGUCCUACUUCUACAUGGGCGAGUCUCUAGCUACUGGUGGUUUCACUGGCACCCAGUGCGCAUCAGUCGAGGAAGCUAAGGCUGGCAACUGUUCUGGACCUGCCACUCUUCCGAUGGGAGGACUUCAACCUAAGACUGGAUCCAAGGGUAUCUACUACGUUCGUACCAACGGCUCCCCUCCCUUCUCCCAGGGUUAAGUUAGAAGCCAAGCACCAUGACAGACAGACAGACAGAAAAUAAUUAAUUAUAUUAUUUAUAAUUAAAAUCUCCUUUAAAUGAUUA
Messenger RNA from Spodoptera litura, 1109 nucleotides. Its product is annotated as pancreatic lipase-related protein 2-like. Gene Ontology annotation, molecular function: lipase activity; serine hydrolase activity. Lineage: Eukaryota; Metazoa; Arthropoda; Insecta; Lepidoptera; Noctuidae. The record is from RefSeq and is a predicted model, not a curated record. Gene Ontology annotation, biological process: lipid catabolic process.